AAAGUGGUUUAUAAUUGGUUGUUGUUAGCUUAUAUUACUUAUUGCUCUGGUUUCCUUUUAGUGAUGUCACUGGAUUACUAGAUCUCAUACAUUAAUUGAUCAUUUAAGAUACUAAUUACACCUCACAGGUGGUUCUCUUCUUGUAUGGUAACCCUCCUCGUUCCAUGCUCUAAAUUUGCCUCCAAUUUUUCCUGCCAGUUAUCAUGCAAACAUUUUUGAUCAUCUUGGUAGAAAACAGAUAAAAAAGAGGCAAUGGUCAAGGUCCUAAGGUUUAAAAUGACAUUACAGCUCUCAGGUGGGUGUGGAAAAUGUGUUCCCUUUACCUGAACAUGCUUCUUUUAUGGUCUCUUCUCAUUUGCUACCUGAUGUUUUCACUCUUACCUCUCCAUAGUAUACCAAUGUUUCUCAUCUACUUCCCCCUUCCCUUCCCACCUGUCUCUAUCUAUCUGUUUGAUCACAGUGUUGGCAUGAAUACUAUUCCACUUCCUCUCCUUCCUCUUGUUUUGCCUUAACUUUAGUUGGUGGCUAUGUGAUGUAACUCUAUGCCAUUAAUUCCAGGUUUAGUUUUCCAAGUGGCAGAGGACCCAGAGAACUCCAAGGUUCCUGAACACACACAAAAAAAAGCUGUUUCCUGCAUUUAUAUACAUUUAUAGCAUCUGGCUAAUGACAAAACAUGAUAAAACUGGUAAUUUUGUCUUCCAUAAUUAUGUUUGUAUACCGCUAAUAUUCCAUAUUAAUGAUCAUAAAUAGCUGCAAUAUUAAUUAACCACACAACACACAGUGCUUUACGGUAAAUGAUUAUAUAAUGUUACAUAAAGAAUGUGGGCCGAAAAUUUUAACUUGUUUUUCCAAUGUCAACAAGCUGAUGAGUAAUAAUGGGUGGUUGAGCGAAGCACAGCCACUUCCUGCUAUCUCAGGUGAUCAAAUGCAAAUUAGCAGCAUCUGACAUUAAAAUAGAAGGAGGCAAGCUCUGAGGUUUGACUUUCAUUUCAGCUCCGCAUACAGUAACCUCCAGACAGAUGCUCUUUUACUUUUCUCUGCUCCUCAGUAUUAACUAGUAUUACAGGAACCUGAAACUGGGUAUAGAAAUACAGGAGGAAACUUUGUGAUAAAAAAUCACUUGUAUUAUUUUCUGUGUAAUUUUCAUCCUUUAAUUCUGAAGUCAGGAGAGUUGAGUGAAGAAAUACAGAAUGGAAAACUUGUGCCCAACUGGCCAGACUUCAGGUUCAUCAACACCAGGAGACUCAUCCAGGAGGAGUGAAGCUGCAGGAGACUCUCAGGGUCAGCCAGCCUGGUGUGUCUGCCAGGGAUGCAGGGAGAUGCCCUCUGACAUUGAGAAGAAGUGCUGCGACCAAGACCCCCCCAACUGCAUUGCUAUAUCAGCACUCAUGGUCUCCAACGUUUUGAAUGAAAGGGGCAGAAGAAUUGGGAAUGAUGACCGUGGGGAGAUGAACCGGCAGCGCCGCAAAGCAGCCUAUAGACGGUUUGUUGAGUGGAAGUAUGGAUCACUUGGAUCUAGAAACAGAGAAGUAAUACCAAGCUGCUGUGUAUGGAGGAUCCGCGACUGUUUCCCAGACCCUCAGGGCCAGUACACAGGCUUCAUCCCUGGCAGGGGUUACUUUGACUAAGAAUUCACAGUCAAAUCUGAGCUUCAGCUCAUCUUCAGAUUAUAGUUUGGUUUUUGUUUCUGUGGUAAAAAAAAAAAAAAAAAAAAAUUACAUUUUUGAAUAACUUCAUACAGUUGCUAAUAAUCUUAUACAGUGGUGUCACUUUACUUAAACCUCACAAAAUCAUAUUUAUAGGACAUUAUAUAUUAGAUGUAUAACCAAGAACUCAGAUUCUUCUUUCAUGCCCACCUCUUAUAAUACUUUAUAAACCUUCUUAUAAGUUGUGCAUGAUUACAAACAUUUAUAAAGAGUUUUAUUAAGCCUUGUAAAUCUCUUAUAUUGUCUUAUGAAUGUCCUCAUGCUGCAUUAUAAACAUGACCUGCAUAGAAAGAGUUAUCAGUAUGUCUACUUGUGCUGAUUUUGUUCCUUUACCACUGAAUGGCAAUAGAACCUGUGCAUCUCAGUAAAUAUUUCACAGUGUAACCCAUAGUCGUGUGCUAUAAUGGAUUUACUAAGAUGCAACUUUAAAAUAAGGAACCAGUGGGAUGUAAUCCAAUGGGCAUUGGCUGGUAAUGAUACAAUGGCUGUAUUGCACCAAUUCCAAAGAUUUUUAUGGCUAUUAAUCAUUUAAUCAUUUCCUUGUAAAUACAGUUCUUUCUUUUCACUCUUUUCUUUUACUAUAACUGUCCUUUAGCACCAAUAUACCAAGACAAAUUCCUUGUAUGUGCAAACUUACUCUGCAAUAAAGUCUGAUUCUGACUCUGA
Molecule: messenger RNA, 2372 nt
Organism: Lates calcarifer (barramundi perch)
Lineage: Eukaryota; Metazoa; Chordata; Actinopteri; Centropomidae
Product: P2X purinoceptor 7
Exons: 3
Coding region: 1191-1628 (145 amino acids)
Source: RefSeq, a predicted model, not a curated record